Messenger RNA from Actinia tenebrosa (Australian red waratah sea anemone), 1255 nucleotides. RefSeq names its product intraflagellar transport protein 25 homolog. The record is from RefSeq and is a predicted model, not a curated record. Gene Ontology annotation, cellular component: intraciliary transport particle B; cilium; centrosome. NCBI's taxonomy places the organism in Eukaryota, Metazoa, Cnidaria, Anthozoa, Actiniaria, Actiniidae. Gene Ontology annotation, biological process: intraciliary transport; multicellular organism development.
GUGUCAGUCCGUAUACAGACGUAUUUCAGUGUUGAGGAAAGGAUCCCGCUACAAGUGGUCAAUCUCCGACGUCAUGAUCAGUACACUAGCAAACGCCAAAUACACUGAAAAAAAUCGGGUGCUCAGCUCAGAGUUAGCGAGGAUUUAAGAGAGUUUUCGAUCACCCUCCCUUUAUCAGGUAAAAGUUGUAAAGCAUCCGAGUAUAGUGUACCUAGUCCAUGGUUUAAAUGGCGAGGAGUUGCUCCACCUACACUGGGUUGGACGCAAACUAAAAACUGCCGGGCUAAAUACAACACAUAUAUAGUGUCAAUCAAUCAUGAACAGUGUUUCCUGUUCAAUAGACCUCUCCUCUACCAUAACUUCUUUUUCGGUUUUUGGUUGCACAGAAACUGAAUAUUAGGUAAUAAAUAGCCUGCGAUGGACUUGGUAAUGUUACAGCGGCUUUUAUGAUUCGCGCAAGCGUCGUCUUAUAAUUCAUUACCAUUCCUUCACGGUCAUUCUUGUUUAUUUCUUAUCGAUCGAUUUUUACAGACGAUUUUUCUUGCAGUUUUCGGUCUCGUUUUCUUUCCUAUUUAAAAAACUUCAAAAUGCUUGAUAUUGCUUUAGAGUCUGCUGGAGCUAAAAUCGCUCAAGCAUCUUCAUACGAUGAACGGUAUCCCCCAGAAAAUAUUAUUGAUGGAACAUUGGACACUUUGUGGCCUACUUCCGGCAUGUUCCCUCAAGAAUUUGUUAUCAGCUUUCCAUCACUCAUGAGCAUUGGAAUGGUUAAGGUUAUAUGUUCAAAUGUAAAGAAUCUUCAAAUCCAGAGGAGUAUUAAAUCAGAACCUAUUGAGUUUGAAAUGUUGGCUGAAAAAGAGCUGGAAAAUUUAGAGGGACAGAUGCAGUUAGAAGACAUCAAGGUACCUAUUACUUCAACAACUCAUGUGCGAUUUGUUAUCAAAAGUGGAUAUGAUCAUUUUGUUUCAAUACAUCGCAUCAGUAUUGAUGGUACAGCAGUACAGUAACCAACAUGUAAACACUAACCCAUUCAUGCAGUGUUUAGAGCCUAAUGACUUGUAAUAUACAAUAGAUAACAUUCCUCUGUAUACAUGUAAUAGCAUAGAUGUAGCCUAACAAGUUAUUAUCACGAGAAGAUUUCUGGUUAGAGCAAGAAAAACAUUAAUUUAUUUAUACACUGUGAAUACAAAUGACAGAGUGUUGUGUACUCCAAGGCAUAAAAAGUCAUCAUGUUAAUAAAUGCCAUCUAUUUCAUCAA